AUGGGGCGUCGGGCGGACGACAUGAGGGCUACGUACGUAGAGCCGGGAGCCCAGCAUACCGUCGUGGUGCUGGGCCACGGAUUCGGAUGUGAUUCCACGUGCUGGCACAAUCUGAGGCCCUUGCUCUCCAGGAGGGGCUAUGGCGUCCUCACGUACGAUCUGCCAUGCGCUCGCACAUCCCCGCAAGGCGCAUUCGAUGAAUCUCCCAACCGCAGAAACGUAGUCCGGGCGGCGUUCGAGAGGUUCAUUGCUUCCCAGAAAGGCAAACAGUCGGCGUCGCGCUUCGUCGAGAGCUUCGAUUUCGAACGGUACUCCACGUUGGACUCGUACGCGCACGACCUGGUCGCCCUCCUCACCGAGAUGGGACUCCGGAGUUGCAUCUUCGUCGGGCACUCCGCCUCGGGCAUGAUAGGGCUCUUGGCCAGCACGAUGCGACCCGAGCUCUUUCGCAAGGUCAUAAUGCUCGCGUCGUCGCCCCGCUACAUGAACGACCCCGCUUCCGACUACGUGGGCGGCUUCGAACGGGAGCAGCUCACGGAACUCUUCGAGAACGUCGAACAUAAUUACGAGGGCUGGGUCUCCGGCUUCGCCCCCAUGGCGAUCGAAGAACCCAACGACGCCGCCGUCAAGCAAUUCACAGCGGGUCUCCUCGCCGUGCGGCCGGAUGUAGCUCUCGCGAUGUGCAAGACCAUAUUCCUCAUGGACCUACGCCACAUCCUUCCGCGAGUCAGCGUCAACUGCGUGAUCCUGCAGAGCAGAUCGGACGUGGCCGUGCCGGUCUCCGUGGGCGCAUACAUGGCCGACGCCAUCAGGGGCGCCGAGAAGGACAUACUCCCCACGGCCGGGCACCUGCCGCACCUCAGUUCGCCCUUGCUCGGCGACGAUGACGACGACUUUGCGCAACACAUCGGAAAGCUGAGCGUCCGAACGAGCGACUCGUACAAGUGCUAUGCCGUCGAACGGGCGCACAUCCUCCGCUCGGCCUGUUCACACCUGCACAGCAUCUUGGACUCCAAGACUUUCUCCGAUUCCAUCUUGCAGCGCUUGGACCUCCUUUCCGUCAUCCUGUGCGCCACAGUGGAGCGCCACGAGAAAGACUGGAGCGACGCCGAGAGCUUGAGGCUCAGCUCGCGCAAUACCGUAGACGAGUUGAUGUCCUCCGGGCUCAGCAUGGAAGAGAUCCACGGGGACGAGAAGCUCGAGGAGGAGCUGAGGACGCUGCGCGGAUUCGCGGCCGGCAAGUUCGAGUCGGAAUCGGUUUGGAAGGUGAUGGCUGCCGUCCUUCGCGCUUACCUAGACUCCGCGAGGGCGUUCGCUUACCACAUGUACCUCGAGCAGAUCCUCUCGACCGACCUCCGCCAUCAGGAGAUCGGACGACGUCUGGCGGCUCGCUUCAAGCUCACGGACUACGAGGUCCUCAGGGAGGACUUGGAGAUCAUCAUGCACCACUGUAAGACGUUGACGUACCUAGACCUCUCGUGCCUUCCGGUAGGUCUGAAUACCGCUCGCUGGCGGGAGAUAGUUCGCGACAUCCUGCACGGGCUGUCGGGAAGCAUCUACCUCGGAAACGGAGUGGUUUUUCAGGUCUCCAGCGGAGAGGCCUCCACCGCGACCGCAGCGACGAGGACGGAGGAGACGGGCGUGGCGAAGCACACGUUCGAGCUGGUCUUUCACGUGGACGGUCCGAACGAGAUGCGUAUCAGGAGAGACGCAUGUCCGGCGAUCACAGAUCUCUUUCGCUCGCACGCUCAUGCCGUGGACUGCGGAGACUGGUAUGCGAACGAGACGCGCAUCAAGCAGCGGAUCCGGGCGGACGUGAGGAAACACUCGAGAGGCUGCCGCGACAUCGUCGUAUCCGUCGGCGGCAAGGAAAAGGACAUCAUCAUACUGUUCAUGGUGCAAUUUCGAGAAGAGGACACGGGGUACAUCAUCGAAUACGGCUUUCAAGACCCGCUAGGACAGAGGAGAAACGUAGUUCGCUGGCCGAGUAGGUCCUUUCUAGAUCUGUGGCUCGGAACACUCAUUGCCUAA
Molecule: messenger RNA, 2031 nt
Organism: Klebsormidium nitens
Lineage: Eukaryota; Viridiplantae; Streptophyta; Klebsormidiophyceae; Klebsormidiales; Klebsormidiaceae
Source: the annotation of a GenBank genome assembly